Portunus trituberculatus (swimming crab) is the source of this 2878-nucleotide messenger RNA. It is a transcript of the gene Ciao1, whose product is annotated as probable cytosolic iron-sulfur protein assembly protein CIAO1. Gene Ontology annotation, cellular component: cytosolic [4Fe-4S] assembly targeting complex. Lineage: Eukaryota; Metazoa; Arthropoda; Malacostraca; Decapoda; Portunidae. Gene Ontology annotation, molecular function: protein binding. The record is from RefSeq and is a predicted model, not a curated record. Gene Ontology annotation, biological process: iron-sulfur cluster assembly.
GUGUGUUUGUGAUUUUGCAGCUUGCGUGUGUCUGGUGUCCGCCGGUGCCUGGUGAGUGAGGAGUGAGGCAACAUGAGCACAGCCAUCGCCACGCUUACCGGCCACAAGGACCGGGUGUGGAAUGUAGCGUGGAACCCCAAGGGGACCGUCCUCACCUCUUGUGGCUCGGACCACUCCAUAAGGCUGUGGAGCAAGGAGGGGGAUGCCUGGGUGUGCAAGACUGUGCUGUCUGAGGCACACACCCGCACGGUGCGCAGCGUGGCCUGGUCACCCUCAGGCAGCACCCUGGCCUCGGCCAGCUUUGACGCAACGGUCAACAUCUGGGACUGCCGGGAGGAGAAUAUUGAGUGUGUAGCCACCCUGGAGGGCCAUGAGAAUGAGGUGAAGAGUGUGGCCUGGGCUGCAUCGGGUGCCCUGCUGGCCACCUGCUCCAGGGACAAGUCGGUGUGGGUGUGGGAGGUGGCGGAGGACGACGAGUACGAGUGUGCAUCCUGCAUGCCUUCCCACAGCCAGGAUGUGAAGAAGGUGGUGUUCCACCCCACGGCAGACAUCCUUGCCUCUGCCUCCUACGACAACACUGUCAAGCUGCACCGCGAGGAGUGCGAUGACUGGACCGUCUUCUGCACCCUCACUGGCCACCAGUCCACCGUCUGGAGCAUCGCCUUCAACGUGUCCGACCGCCUUGCCUCUGUCUCUGACGACAGAACUGUCAAGGUGUGGCAGGAGUAUCUGCCGGGGAACAAGGAAGGAGUUGCCACACCCGAGGGAGCCCCGGUGUGGAAGUGUGUGUGUACACUGUCCGGCUUCCACCAGCGAGCCAUCUACGACGUCUCCUGGUGCAGCCUGACGGGGGCCAUUGCCACCUCCUGCGGGGAUGACUGCAUCAGGAUCUUCAAGGAGCAGCCAAACAGUGACCCCAACGCCCCUGUGUUUGACCUGCUGCUCACUAUCCCACAGGCACACGCUGAGGAUGUUAACAGUGUCACCUGGAAUCCCACCGUGGUGGGACUUUUGGCCUCCGCCAGUGAUGACGGCUCCAUCAAGCUGUGGGACUUCUCACACAUAUUUUGAGUCCAUUGAUAACAGCAACAGUAACACUAACCUGGGAUGCACCCUUCUUUUUAUAUUAUCUAGUUUUAUCAUGGGUGUGGCAGAUGUAAUGUGUGUGUGUGUGUGUGUGUGUGUGUGUGUGUAUGUCAACAAUGUUCAAAAGAGCAAAGACGACUCAUUCCUUAAACUGUGCAGCAUCAGACUUGUCCGUGUCCCAGUGAAGUUGUGUUGGUGAUCUGGGACCAGAAGUUUCUGUGUACAAUUAUACAUCACCAGGUGAUCAAGUCAUCACACUUCACAGCUUUACUAACCUUGGUACAGGGUUACUGUCAUCACUUCUUUCCAAGUCUGCAUAUGUGAAAUAUACAAUAAACUCUCUCUCUCUCUCUCUCUCUCUCUCUCUCUCUCUCUCUCUCUCUCUCUCUCUCUCUCUCUCUCUCUCUCUCUCUCUCUCUCUCUCUCUCUCUCUCUCUCUCUCUCUCUCAAGAUGUAUAUUGUUACGUAUUUAUUUAGCAUUUCUUGGGCAUCUUUUAUCCUGCUAACUCUGUGCACCAGUGACAGCUGUGUCUUGAAGUGCCAGUUAUAACCUGUGUACAGGUGAUUUGAUUACUGAGUAGGACAAAGCAAUGGUGUGAGUAGCAGGUGAGGGGUAGUGGGUAGCGUGGGGUAGUGGCAGUGGUGUUGACUCCAGGAGUAUGAAAGAAGCAGCCACUGAACACCUUUUACCAGGACACUGAGACCACCACCCUCUAUUGAACCUGAUAAAGUUUUGCCUUGGCUUCUUACUGAGUGUGAAAUGUUGUAAAUCUCAUUCUCUACCAGGACACUGAGACCACCACCCUCAUAUUGAGCCUACUGAAGUUUUGCCUUGCCUUCUUACGGAGUGUGAAAUGUUGUAAAUAUCAUUCAGUUUUGCUGCCGAGAGCUCUGAAACUUACCUAAAUUGAGACAUUUGAGUUGUUAAUCCAUUUAGGAACAUAACCGAGGGCUGUGAGCUUUUAAGAUUUAUAAAAGUAUGUACACGAAAACAGAACAGAGGACGACUCAUGGCAGAUUUGUUGUGUCUUGGCUUGAAAAGAUAGGAUGAAACUGGGAACUGUUUUUAUUAUCAUUAUUACUAUUAUUACUAUUAUUGUUAUUGUGCUUAUACCAUUAUUAUUAUCAUCUUUGUUUGUGUUCCUUUUUGCAGCUCUGAUUAGUUGAUGGGUUUUUUUUUGCACAUGUUGACUGAUACAUUUUCUUUUGAACCCCUUGAGUACCACAACAUGUUUUCCCCAUUCAUUCUCUUGAGUAUUUGGUGAUUUUAUACAGCUUCAGAAACUUAUGUGGGGGACUAAAAUACUAAAGACUGUGGCCAUUAAUCUUCUGACCUCCAUAGACCUUUCCUAAUGUAAGUAAAAUCAUCUAAUCACACCCAAAACUUGUGGUAAAAAUACGUCCCAGUACUGAAGGAGUUAAUCUGUCUAUGCUGUAUAUAAAGUGUUGAUGCUUCUAAGUCCUACUGGCCUUGAGGGACAAAUAACUGUUACCUGUUUUACACCGACAAUGUGUUGUAAGGGUCUCGUGGAAAGGUGGGAAAAAUAAAUAAAAGGACCCUGGAGCUUAAAAGUGUAUCCUUCUUUGUGUUUUUUUGUGUAUUUGCUUUGCUGUCACUCUUCACCCACUGACCAUCACGGAACUCAAGACUUAGAGAUCGGCAACACAAAAAUUAACUACAGCAUAGAAAAAAAUUAUACUGAGCAUCCUAACUUCCCUUAACUAUAAAUUGAAGUUAUUCUGAUUUAUGAAAUGUUUAAAGCUUAUCCAUAAAUAAAGUUUGUAUAUUGAG